This is a messenger RNA of Alternaria novae-zelandiae, 1182 nucleotides long. RefSeq lists its product as uncharacterized. The record is from RefSeq and is a predicted model, not a curated record. The transcript has 5 exons. The coding region runs from base 1 to 1182 and encodes 393 amino acids. NCBI's taxonomy places the organism in Eukaryota, Fungi, Ascomycota, Dothideomycetes, Pleosporales, Pleosporaceae.
AUGGCUUCAAGGCACGAACUUGCGAACCGAGGACCUGAACUGCAGGCGGUGUGCUCAACGUUCGUCUCGCUAGCGUUCAUUACCACUGUCCUGCGAGUUUACGUACGAGCCCGUAUCGUUAAAGCUUUCGGAGCAGACGACUGGUGGAUGGUGGCCGCAUUGUGUGCUCAUGUUAUGUUUGCUACUUGCGCAAUUGGCGGUAUCCACUAUGGCACUGGACGCCAUAUGGACACACUUUCGAGUGAGCAACAGUACAAAGCAAUGAGGUACUGGUGGCUUUGCUACAUCGCGUACUGCUGGGCGAUGAUUACGUCAAAGAUGUCCAUUGGCCUGUUCCUUCUCCGUGUCACUGUUAAGAAACUGCACAAGUACAUCAUCUACGCUGCGAUGGGCCUCACGGUGCUGUGCGGCCUCGUCUUCUUCUUCGUCACCCUCUUCCAAUGCCACCCGAUCAGCUUCUUCUGGGAUAAGAACAACCCAGCAGGGACUUGCAUCAACGUAGACGUCAUCAUCGGUCUUACGUUCCUGUACAGCGCAAUCUCGGUCAUUAGCGACUUCACGUUUGCUAUUCUACCCUUCUUCCUGAUUUGGGGCUUGAACAUGUCCGUCAAGACCAGGGUCCUUUUGAUUCCUAUUCUCGGGAUGGCCUGCGUUGCUAGUGUCGCAGUCUGUGUGCGCAUGGGUUACGUUAUGGAUUUCAAGAACCCCGACUUCCUCUGGGCCACUGUUGAUAUCGCAAUCUGGUCGGACAUCGAACAGGGUCUCGCCAUCACGGCUGGUUCCCUCGCUACUCUCCGUCCCCUCUGGCGACAAGUUUCCGAGAAAUUCGGAUUCAGCAACUCCUCCUUCGGCCCGUCACGUCCUUCGAACAUGCGAACACCACAAUGGGUCAACGACCCGAACAGAGAAUCGAAAAAGAAGCCCAGCCUCUUCAGCAUGACAAUGUCUCUGCUGAAGACUGAAAAAGGAGUGUCUACGAAGUCGGAGAUCGACCAGGACUACGGCAUGGGCAACCUUCAGCCAGUACGGCUCCGCGAUGAUCUAUCCGCGGAAAAUGAGAAGAGCGAUAAGGUGUUCAACACUUGGAGAAUAAAGGGUGGUGGGAAGGUGUCUGACGAGGAAUGCCGAGUUGGAGAAAUCACAAUGGAGACGCACAUCAACCAGAAGAACGAGAGGCGGUAG